Eptesicus fuscus (big brown bat) is the source of this 417-nucleotide messenger RNA. RefSeq names its product peptidyl-prolyl cis-trans isomerase A-like. The coding region runs from base 1 to 417 and encodes 138 amino acids. Lineage: Eukaryota; Metazoa; Chordata; Mammalia; Chiroptera; Vespertilionidae. Gene Ontology annotation, biological process: protein peptidyl-prolyl isomerization. The record is from RefSeq and is a predicted model, not a curated record. The transcript has a single exon. Gene Ontology annotation, molecular function: peptidyl-prolyl cis-trans isomerase activity.
AUGGUGAACCCCACCGUGUUCUUCGACAUCGCCGUCGAGGGCGAGCCCUUGGGCCGCGUGUCCUUCGAGCUGUUUGCAGACAAAGUUCCAAAGACAGCAGAACACGUCCGUGCUCUGAGCACUGGGGAGAGAGGGUUUGGUUAUAGAGGUUCCCGCUUUCACAGAAUUAUCCCGGGAUUUAUGUGCCAGAGUGGUGACUUCACACGCCAUAACGGCACCGGCGGCAAGUCCAUCUAUGGGGACAAAUUUGAGGAUGAGAACUUUGUCCUGAAACAUACAGGCCCUGGCAUCCUGUCCAUGGCAAAUUCUGGGCCUAACACAAAUGGUCCCCAGUUUCUCACCUGCGCUGCCAAGACUGAGUGGUGGGAUGGCAAGCAUGUGGUCUUCGGCCAGGUGACAGAGGCAUGGAUAGUGUGA